Paramuricea clavata is the source of this 499-nucleotide messenger RNA. The record is from the annotation of a GenBank genome assembly. NCBI's taxonomy places the organism in Eukaryota, Metazoa, Cnidaria, Anthozoa, Malacalcyonacea, Plexauridae.
AUGUGCAUGCACAUAGCUUUGCUACGGUCGUGUUUUGACACCAAUACUAGUUUGGAUAUGGCUGGAGCCACGGUUGACAACGAGGUCAUGUCUCUGACUUCUGAAGGCGAAUCAUCAGCAGGACCUAUGCCGGUAGGAUCUACGGAUGAUUUAUCUGAAGAAAUCACCAAACGAAGUUCGACAUUGAAUUUGGCUGAAAUGGUUAAAGUACUCCCAUAUGUUUUGCCACAUGAGCUAUUGCAGGCAAUAGCAGAGAGAGACGCUUUAACAUUCCUUGGCGCUGCUAAUGGUUGGCCUACUAAUUUCGAAUCCGAUUUGGAAAACUGUCCGCUAUGUGGGUCCAAGUUAGGUGAUUCACGCAUUCACCCAGGACAACCACGAGCCAACACCUGUUAUCUCCUUACAGAACUUAACCCGUUCAAAGAAGUGGAUAUAAUGGUGAAAAUAUGUUCAUCUUGUGCGUGUUCUGCUAUGCAUCAAGCGUCGGCAGAAAAACUAG